Naumovozyma dairenensis CBS 421 is the source of this 3549-nucleotide messenger RNA. RefSeq names its product cohesin subunit IRR1 (gene IRR1). NCBI's taxonomy places the organism in Eukaryota, Fungi, Ascomycota, Saccharomycetes, Saccharomycetales, Saccharomycetaceae. The transcript has a single exon. Gene Ontology annotation, biological process: sister chromatid cohesion. Gene Ontology annotation, cellular component: cohesin complex; chromatin; nucleus. The coding region runs from base 1 to 3549 and encodes 1182 amino acids. Gene Ontology annotation, molecular function: chromatin binding; protein binding. The record is from RefSeq and is a predicted model, not a curated record.
AUGGCAGAAAGACGUCGUUCAGCUAGAAUCAGUAGCAAGUCUUCCGCUUCUUCAUCUAUCGCGAAAGAAGUAGAUCAUUCGACACGCUCCAUAGAAACAGAUGAACACACUGCAAUCGACCAUGAUAACGAUGACUCCAAUUCAGAAUUAGAAUCAGAGUCAGAAUCAGAAGAGGAUGAUAAUGAGGAUGAUGAAGACUACAUAGAAUCGAGUAAGAAAAAGGGCUCUGCAAGAGCCACAACUAACAAAAGGAAAAGGACCAAUAACAAUGGCAUAAGGUCAACUAAUAAAAGAACUAAAACGGUACCGACUUCUCGAUCCUCUGUAUUAUCAUCCACUUCAGCAAAGAAGGACCAAGAAACUUACCUCGAAUUAAUUAAAGAUUUUGAACCCACAGAAUUAUUCGAAAUAUUAGCUACUUCAGAAGAUGUAUCAAUUGUGGAGUUAUUAACUAGUUGGCUAGAAACUUACACAGAAAACAGAGAUAAAUUUCUUAAAGAAUUCAUUAAUUUAGUACUAAAUUGUUGUGGUGCAGUAGCUACUGUAGAGGAUCACGAUGUUCAUAGCAAUGACUCCUCAAAUGAAACCAUUGGUGAAGUUCAAUUGAUGUUCCAGAGACAAAAGAUUCAUGAAUUCCAUUUAUUAGUGAGUAAAGAACACAAGAAAAAAUCAAAAUAUAAACCAUUAUACAACAAUUUUGUCGAAUUUAUGUCAAAAUUAUUGGACGUUGCCAAUGAUUUGCAACUACUCUUUAUAGAAUCUUCCCCGAUCAAUAAGAAUGACGAGACGAAUUCCGAGAAUAAUGAAAAUACAGAAAUAACAAUGGGUCCUUUGGUUCUUGAUUUGUUAACAUGGUUAUCAUCAUUUUCUGUCUCCAAAGUUAGAUCUUUCAGAUAUAUUUCCACUUUGUCAUUAUAUCUUUUCCAAGAUUACUUAACAAAUUAUAUAAUGAUACUAGAUAAGAAUUACUUAUCAAAACUUUCUAAACAAUUAGCUGUAGAAGAGAAAAAGAAGAGACCUAACAAGAAGACUUUAGAAAAAUUAAAUCUUACCAUAAUGGAAAUUCAAGGUAAUAAAACUGUCACGGAGAGUAUUAUCGAUAACAUUGUCAAACUUUGCUUUAUUCAUAGAUUUAAAGAUGUUGAUGAAUCAAUUAGAUCAGAAUCCAUGGUUCAUUUAGCCAUAUGGACUGAAAAUUUCCCAGAGUAUUUCUUAAAAGUCACCUUUUUAAAGUAUUUUGGUUGGUUAUUAAGUGACGAAUCAUCGUCUGUAAGAAUAGAAGUUUUGAAAGUAUUACCGAAAUUAGUCGUGGAUGAUCGUGGUAAACCUACUGAUAAUUCCUUUAUUAGACAAUUUUUUGAAAGAUUUAAACAAAGAAUAUUAGAAAUCGCACUAAAAGAUGUUGAUCUCGAAGUUAGAAUUCAAUCAAUUAAUGUUCUUACUGGGAUAUCAUCUUUGGACUAUUUAGAAGAUUCAGAAAUGUUAUUGAUUUUAAGUACGAUUUUCAGUAAUCAUGAUAUUAAAGUUUCUUCAACAAGUAAAAAUUCAAGAUUUUUGGCUUCUGUUGCCAAAUUUUUUGCUAGAAUCACUAAUGAAAAAUGUCAAGAAUUUAUGAAUGACAAUAAUCUCCCGAAAACAAUUGAUAACAUGUCCAUUGAUUCCACUAUUAAGAUUGGUAUUUUCAUCAGGUUAUUAAGCAAUUCAUUUGUUUCACAUCUAGAGAUGAUUAAAUCCGGAGUGGAACCAAGAGAAAAAAUACAUAUCUUAUUUCAAGCUGCUGAAUUUUUAUUCCCAUAUUUUGGUAGUCAGAUUGAAAAUAUUUGUCAACUAUUGAUCAAUGAUGAAAUAUCGAAUGAUAUUGCAAAGCAACUCUCUACCAAGGAAAAUGAUGAUCAAGAAGAGGAAGCUAACGAUGAUUUAGAUAUCACACCGUUAUUUCCCACAGAUAGUAAUAGCAUAGUUCUAUACGUCACUGUAUUGAAUGGGCUAACCCAAGGAGGUAUAAGCUCAAAAAAUUCUACAAAAUUCCACAUAUCGGAUAUAAUAAUACCAAAUUAUGAAAAAUUAAUGUUGAAUUUACCAUUACAAUCAAUUGAUAUAUUAGCCCCAAUUUUAGAGAUCUUCACUUUAUUCACAUUUGAAGAUUGGAUUCAUGCAGGCUAUGAAAAAACUGUUUCAAAGGUUACGGAGGCUAUAAUGAAAAUGUUUAAAGAAUCUAAUUUGGUUUGUUCAGAUGCUGAUAUGAAAUACCAAAGUUUUUCUAAAGUUUUUCAACAUAUAAAGAAAUUUGAAUUGAAAGAACUUGAUGAAUUAUGUGUCAAUGAAUUAACAUAUUUAAAGCUGCAGUUGGAAAACUUCUUGAAAGACAAAAUGGAAAAAAAUGAAAUUGGUAGCCCCGAAAAUUUCAACGAAACAAUUGUUGACCUUUAUGAAGUUUAUGUUAAUAAAUUAGUGCUGUUGGGUAAGGGAUAUACUCUGGAGUUUGAUGAGUCCUUGAUCAAAUUGUUUUUCAAAAACUAUAUGUCCCAUAUGCCAAGUAUGCUUGACUCACUCGAUAUUGAGACCAUCGAACUGAUGGAUUUCAAACUUCUGGUUCUCUUGGUAACAUGGCAAUUGCAAAAAUGGGAAGAUAUUUUUGAAAAUUUGGACCCUACAUCAUCACAAUUUAAUAAUACAUCUACUUUGAAAACAUCUAUGAAUACAAUCAUUUUAAUAAUUGAAAGCCUGAAUAAAAUUAUGAUAAAUUUACCUGCAUCCACUGAAUCAACUAUGACAGCAAUUUACUUGUUAAAUAGGUCACUAUCGAACUCUACCAUAGACAUUGUUGUUGCAGUUAGAGUAUUUGAACUAAAGUUACCAGACAGUAAUCCAUGGAAGGAAACUCUGAAAAAUAAAUUGCCUUAUUAUUUACAUACAGAUGUUAGCAAUACGUUUAUGGAAGUAUAUCUUUAUUUGGAAAGUUGUGCCGUAAAUGUGAAUGAAUCUGGUAUUCACUUGGACAGAUUAGCAGAAGAAGAUGUAAAUUUAAAUGAACUACCGAAAGAAGAACUAUUUGGUGGCAAUUAUGAAAGAGAGUUGUUAUUGUUUACCAUUAAACUGAAGGGUUUAAUUAAAUUAGAACUAUUAAGAGGUGAUAUUGUUUCAAGAAUUGCUUUAAAUAAAGAUCAUUUGAGUCCAUUGUAUACAAAAGUUAUCGACGAUACGAUUUUUAAGACAAGCACUACGGAAGCAUCCUCAACCAAGAGAUCCAUUGCAACUGUGAACACUAGGGAGAGAGAUCUUGAAUAUAAUGGAAUAGAAAGGAACAAUACUGAAAUGGAAGAGCAAGACCGUUUAGAUCCAAUUGAAGAUUCCUCUCAACCUACUCAAGAUGAUGAACCGAUGGUUACUAAUCGUCGAUAUGAAGGUUUGGAACCUAUUGAAGAACAAUCUCAAGAAUUAUCACAGGAGGUAUCCCCACAACCCUUCCGAUCUAUUUCAGAGAAUUUGUCAGGAAUUGGUGGUACAGCAGAUAGCCGAUCUAACAACAUUGAAGACUCUGAUGCUUAA